AUGCCAAAAAAUGAGGUUGUAUAUUAUUAUAAUCAAAAUGUCGGCAAUUAUCAUUACGGAAGGAAUCAUCCGAUGAAACCGCAACGCCUUCAAGUUUGCAACGAUCUCAUUGUGAGCUAUGGGCUCGACAAGAAGCUCAAAAUUGUCGAAAGUCCGAAAUUGGAGCCGGAAGAUUUGCUACAAUUUCACACGAACGAAUAUGUUGAUUUUUUGCGAAGGGCUUCCAAGAAUGAUACCGACAUGGAAUCGGAAUUAAGCAAUUUCAAUAUUGGCGAUGAUUGCCCAAUAUUCGAGGGCAUGUAUGACUAUUGCACACUGUAUGCCGGCGGUAGUGUCGAAGGAGCCCGACGGCUCAACCAUAAGCUCAAUGAUAUUGUGAUUAAUUGGCCCGGUGGUCUUCAUCACGCGAAAAAGGCCGAAGCCAGCGGGUUCUGCUAUGUGAAUGAUAUUGUGCUGGGAAUUCUCGAGUUGUUGAAAUACCACAAACGCGUUUUGUACAUUGACAUCGAUAUUCAUCAUGGCGACGGUGUUCAGGAAGCGUUCAAUCAUACCGAUCGCGUCAUGACCGUCUCGUUUCAUCGAUACGGCAACUUUUUUCCGGGCACUGGAAGCCUGUACGAUAGGGGAGCUGAAGCGGGCCGCUAUUUUGCGGUGAACGUGCCGCUACUGGAAGGAGCUGAUGAUGGAAACUAUCAAUCGGUGUUUGAGCCGGUCAUCAGCGCGGUCAUGGAGAACUUCCAGCCGGAAGCGAUUGUCCUUCAGUGCGGCUCGGACUCGCUCGGCGAGGAUCGCCUCGGCUCGUUCAAUCUCAGCUUCGAAGGGCACGGCAAUUGUGUGCGAUUCGUGAAAUCGUUCGGCAUUCCGAUGCUGGUGGUCGGCGGCGGCGGCUACACGCUGAGGAAUGUCGCCCGAUGUUGGGCGUAUGAGACGAGCAUAUGUUUGGAUUGUGAGCUGUCCGAUGAAAUUCCGACGAAUUCGAUUUAUUAUGAAUUCUUUGCGCCGAAUUAUCAGCUGAAACCGCCGCUGAAAGUGCGGCACAUCAAUCAGAACAAUGAGCAGUAUUUGUCGAUGAUUCGCAAGGAUAUUCUCGAGAGCCUUCGGAUGAUCCAAGGAUCGCCGUCGGUCCAAAUGGGUCCGAUACCGGGGGUGCGGAUGGAGGAGAUUGAGAUGAUCGAGAACACCGAUCGAAAAGAGCGGAAGCGUCGAAAGCGGAAUCGCGAGGCGAACGUUGAAGUCGAGCUGACGGAAACCGAAGGCGAGCUGACCGAAUGCGAGGAUGUCGAGGAGCCGCAGAAGAAGGAGAACGAGGUGGCGCGACUCGGGCGACGAACGACGCGAGUGGAUUACAUGAACGAGGUGCUCGUCGAUGACGAUCCGAAUUUGAAGGAGCAAUUUCCGGCGGCGGCGAAAAUUGCGCCGAAAUUUUGA
Messenger RNA from Caenorhabditis bovis, 1428 nucleotides. The record is from the annotation of a GenBank genome assembly. Lineage: Eukaryota; Metazoa; Nematoda; Chromadorea; Rhabditida; Rhabditidae.